AUGUUGAUUCUUUUGUUAAAAUAUAAAGAACAUUGGAGAGCUUGGUCUUUCGAAUUGGCAUUGUCAGCAGUGUAUGUCACCGUUUUUCCAAAUCUGCAGAUUGCUUUUUGUAUAGAAGCACUUUUUCAUGAUCCUAAAGAGCAUUUGAACAACAACUUGUCUUCCAUUACAUAUUCAAAGAAAUUUGCCAUAAAUGGAGCUGACGACAAGGUGUUCUUAGAUCGAAAGUUCUCGAAACAAAAUUCGUUUGGCAAUGGGAUUGGGCAAUGUGUGUCGCCACGUGUUCUUCAUCGGAGUUUUUCUAGCAAAAGAGGGAAGGAUUGGGGCUCUGGUUCAAAGGGUUGUCAUGUUUAUGGAGAAUGUGCUUUCGAACAGAAGAGAAGUAGAACUAGUGGUGCCUUGCAAGAGAAGGAAAUGGUAGGGGAUAAAAUGGGCAGCGAUGUGCUAGAAUCAAGCAAAGAUGGGUUUGGUGGCACUAAUGAGUGGAACUAAGAGUAUGUUAAUGUGUCUGAAGUGGUUAAUUCUCCUUCAGGAAACUACACUGAAUUUCCUUUCAACUUUCUUGCUUUCUUUGCAGUACUAUUGAUGAAAUUCAUGUGUUUUCAGUUCAAUCUUUUGGUUAGUUUUUUCACAUUUCCAACUUGGUUAUCGUACUUUUCAUUCAUGUUCUUGAUGUUUCCAUUCUAAACACUAAGACACAUCAGAGUAUAUUUUAUGAAGAAGCUAUUGAGAUGGUGGGGUAUUUCUCGUCGACAGAAAGCACAGCAAUCGAUGCGAAAUAUAGCAACUAGGUUUGGCUGUGAAUUCUUCUGGUCAAGCUAUUCCUUUAUUAUGCUUUUAGGAUUGCUAUCAUCAGGAUUUGUAUUUGGGGGUAUAGUAGUGAUGAGAAACCUGGAUGAGAAGACUGUUCGGACAACAGAAACCCUGAAUUUCGAUUUCACUAAGACCACUCCAGUUGCUUUAUUGCCCCUAA
Messenger RNA from Populus trichocarpa (black cottonwood), 973 nucleotides. RefSeq lists its product as uncharacterized. The transcript is spliced from 2 exons. The record is from RefSeq and is a predicted model, not a curated record. NCBI's taxonomy places the organism in Eukaryota, Viridiplantae, Streptophyta, Magnoliopsida, Malpighiales, Salicaceae. Bases 1 to 492 code for a protein of 163 amino acids.